AUGUUUCCAGGUGGGUCUUGUCCAACUGUUUCAAUUGGCGGUUUAACAUUGGAUGGUGGUAUCGGGUUUUUAUCAAGAAAGUAUGGAUUAACCUGUGAUCUACUGUGUGAAUUAGAAAUUGUAUUAGCAGAUGGCUCUACGGUCACAGCGAGCAAUAACAACGAAUAUAACGAUCUUUUCUGGGCCUGUAAAGGUGCUGCAAGGUUAUUGUAUGGCGGUGCAAUGAGCAGGAUGCGUCUUUGUGAUACAGCAUUUUAUCACCAGCAAGCGCUCUUCAGCGGGCAAUUUCUGGUUCGAUGGCAUAGGCAUGAGGGCGAGGGCCCGUGCACAAGUUGGAUUACAAACUUUUAUGAUGAAAUGAGACCCUACGUGGGUCCGUAUGCAUACGCUAAUUAUGGUGAUGGUGAUUUAGACGAUUACGGAGUUGCCUAUUAG
Messenger RNA from Didymodactylos carnosus, 435 nucleotides. NCBI's taxonomy places the organism in Eukaryota, Metazoa, Rotifera, Eurotatoria, Philodinida, Philodinidae. The record is from the annotation of a GenBank genome assembly.